Messenger RNA from Gongylonema pulchrum, 573 nucleotides. The record is from the annotation of a GenBank genome assembly. NCBI's taxonomy places the organism in Eukaryota, Metazoa, Nematoda, Chromadorea, Rhabditida, Gongylonematidae.
AUGAGCGAAGCUAAACUUCCCGCACAGCAGCAACUGCCAGAGCGUGAGGAAUCUGGCAAAUCAGGUGAACAUCCACCACCAUCAUCAUCAUCAUCGGCGUCAUCGUCCAGAGUUGAAAAGCGUACACUCAGUUCUGCAUCAUCUAGAAGUCUUCCACACGCUGAUAACGGAGAAACAGCGGCUUUAGAGGCCGCAGCUGCAGCUGCCUCGGUUGCCUCGUACGUCGAGUCGGCAUCUUCAGCGAACGAAGCUGAAAUUAAUAAAAUUGAAAUGAUGGAGUUGGGUGGCGUGCAAGCAAUGGCACAGGCGCACUCGUUGGUUUCAACGGCGGUCGGCGGUGUUUCGGGUUCGCAGGUUUCAAUGCCAGCGGGCGUAGUAGUGGGCGCAAACCCGAUGCGUCCGACCUUCACAACUCACGCAAAUGGCGAUAGUUCAAGCAGUGAUUAUGUAAGUUUCUACUCAUUCCAGCGAUUACUACCAACACAGUUGCUUUUAUUUUCCACGAUUUACCACAGAGCAGUAGCUGCUAAGCAUGUUUUUUCGCCUAAUAUUUUGCAUGGCUUGAAAUUUUGA